Messenger RNA from Paramecium sonneborni, 844 nucleotides. Lineage: Eukaryota; Ciliophora; Oligohymenophorea; Peniculida; Parameciidae. The record is from the annotation of a GenBank genome assembly.
UAUUUUUAUUAAUUAGAUGUUAAUAACUUUGUAAUAAGAACUAAAUAACUUACAAUAAAGUGGCAAAGAGAAAGAAUAAAGGAUUGAGAGUUUAUAUAUUAAUCUGCAAGAAAUAUAUAAUUUAUAAUCUAAUUUGGAUAAACCAGCACAGACAAAAAAUAACAUGCUACACUAAGUGAGACCUGAAGUUUUUCAUUAAAUAAUACAAUUUUUAGAUUUGAAAAGCUUUUUUCAAUUUCGUUUGCUAAGCAGACGAGCAAAUGAUGUUAUAAAAUUAAUGAUUCCUCAAAAAAUAAGUUGUAUUUAAAAGUAGAUGUCUGAACAUCAGGAUGAAUUAUAAUUGAAAAUUUAGCUAUCACAAGAAGAGGCUAAGGAUGAGAAUUCUUAAAAUAUGUUGUAAGCAGCCUUUGAUGGAUUAAAUUAACUUUAAAAAGCUCACAUCAAUGAAUUAAAAGCUUUAGCAAGACCAACUGAAUUAAUUGAGAGGAUAAUUAAUCUUAUAUGCUUAAUUUUAGAUUCUAAAUUUAAGAUAUAAAAAGACAAUUGGCGUGAAUGCCAAAAGAUUUUAAGUCGACAAGAUUUUUUAUAAUAAAUUAUAAGUUUGGACAUUAAUAGCAUUAAUGAUAAAUAACUUAAGUAAAUAGAAUAAGUGGAAAGUAUAUCACCAGAAUAAGCUGGUGCUCAAUCUAUUGUUGCAAGAUCCCUGUUAAUUUUUUUAAAAGGUGUGGUUAAUAUUAGGUAAACUAAGUUAUACAUUUAUUAAAAUCAGAUUAAAGAGUUAAAACUUAAAAUAAAAAAAGAAGAAUAAGUGAUUGAAAGGUUAGGAAAAAUAAUGAAUAAGUGA